ACUGUGUGAGUUGAAGUCCAGAUGGAACAGGACAUGAGCUACAUCACUGUCUGCUUUUAGCAGACCUUCCAGUUGACAUUUAACUUAAAAAUGGAGCGAAGUGUAAUAGCUAGCAAUGAAGAACUCUUUAAUUUUGUUUAGAAAAAAAAGCACAGAACUGUUUAGAUAUGCUAACGACUUGAGGGUUGUGGGUUUUAUUUUUUAGCGGGAGGGAAGGUUUUGACUUCAUUGUGGUGGAGCCAUUUGAAGCUAGUGUCUAAAAGGGAUGGUAUUGCUGAUGCCACACAGUAUAAUACAGUCCAGGGAUUUCCAAUGGUGAUAAGGACAUGGGACUCCUUCCAGAUUCCAGAUGGUUCAUCACAACUGACAUCUUGGUUGACGACUGUGAAAAAGAUCCUUGGAUUAUUUUAUUUCAUUUUCGUGGGAGACCACAGUCACAGAUCUACAGGAUACAACAGGCUCCGUAUUUUCUUUAGAUUUUUAAAAUAACCCUUUCUAAUGAGGAUGACUGAUACUGUUACUGUAAAGGAGGAAAGUGAUACAAUGAAAGGUUCAGAAGCAGAAGUAAAAGACAAUACUGCAGUGGAACACUUCAUGAAAUCAGAAAGCCAUGAGCAAAUUCAAGCAGAAAAAGAUGAAAGGUGUACUGAUAAUAAAAACGAUGUGCAGCGGCCAGCGCAGUCUUUUGGACAGACAGGAAAAAGGUCAAAGUCAAGUACAAAGUUAAAGCUAGUUCGGAGCCUUGCUGUGUGUGAAGAAUCUCCUCCACCUCCCACAGCUGAAAUUUCACAGGACAUCCAGGAGAAAGUUCAGAUCCAGCUUAUACAAUCUUUUGAAAAGGAAGAGAAGCCCUUGAAAGAUGAAACUGAAAAAGAAAAAACCACUGAUAAAUUACCCAGGAAAAUGUUAUCGAGAGAUUCUAGCCAAGAAUAUACAGAUUCAACUGGUAUAGAUCUACAUGAAUUUUUAGUAAAUACGUUGAAAAACAAUCCCAGGGACAGAAUGAUGCUGCUGAAAUUAGAACAGGAAAUCUUAGAUUUCAUUGGUAAUAACGAAAUCCCACGAAAGAAAUUCCCACCCAUGACCUCUUACCAUAGAAUGUUAUUGCACAGAGUGGCUGCUUACUUUGGACUGGAGCACAAUGUGGACCAGAGUGGGAAGUCAGUUAUAGUAAAUAAAACCAGCAAUACAAGAAUACCUGACCAGAAGUUUUGUGAACAUAUAAGAGAUGAUAAAGGUGAAGAUUUUCAAAAGCGGUACAUCCUUAAAAGAGAGAACUCUAGUCUAGACAAAGAUGACAACCAGAUGCGAAUACGAUUAAAAGAUGACAGAAGAAGCAAAUCUAUAGAAGAGCGAGAAGAAGAGUACCAGAGAGCUCGAGAACGAAUAUUUGCACAAGAUUCGCUGUGUUCCCAAGAGAAUUACAUUAUUGACAAAAGAAUCCAAGAGGAAGAAGCCAAUAGUACCCAGCAAAGGCGGCAGAUAUUUAGGGUCAAUAAGGAUGCUUCAGGGAGGUCAACCAACAGCCUUCAAAGCAGUACAGACAACGAGCUAAAGUAUUCCGAACCCCGUCCAUGGAGCAGCACUGACUCUGACAGCUCCCUUCGCAAUUUGAAGCCAGCUGUGACCAAAGCCAGCAGUUUCAGCGGGAUCUCUGUUCUGACAAGAGGUGAUAGCACUGGGAGCAGUAAAAGCACUGGCAGGCUGUCUAAGACAGGUUCAGAGUCUUCUAGUAGUGUAGGGUCAUCCACAGGUUCUCUUUCUCACACCCAGCAGCCUCUUCCAGUCACAGCUCCCAACCAGCCUUCUCAUGGCACAUCUGCCGUCUAUCCAACUGUCAGCACUAGUAGUUCUCUUUCCUUUGACGGUGGCAUAAGUGGGCAAGUGGCGCCUUCUAGCAGUAGCUUCUUUUUGCUUCCCUUGGAAGCGGCAGGCAUACCACCUGGAAGUAUUCUGAUCAACCCUCAAACAGGUCAGCCAUUCAUUAAUCCAGAUGGCACUCCAGUUGUGUAUAAUCCUCCUAUGCCUCAGCAACCUGUUAGAAACCAAGUGCCUGGACCUCCUCAGCAGCCUCCUCCUCCUCCCAUACCACCUCAGCAACAGCCAGCAACCAAUCACAUCCUAACACAGCCUAUCCGACCUCUUCAGCCUUCUUCACAGCCUGUUCAAUUCUCCACAGUCACUUAUCCACCCCCGCUCCUGCCAGUCUCAUCUACCCAGCAAUAUACUGUGCAAGACAACCUUGGAUCCCAAUUUAGCCAUAUGAGUCUCUCCCGACAGCCAUCUGGGGAAGCUGCUGAUCCUCAUGCCACCAUGUUCCAGUCCACGGUUGUCCUUCAGCCCCCGCAGCAAUCUGGUUUCAUCAUAGCAACUGCCCCACCUCCUCCCCCACCCCCUCCCCCACCCCCUGGUCAACCUGUUCCUACUCCUAAUUAUAGUUCGUCCAGCCACCCUGUCAACCAGCAAGUUCUUCAGCAACAGGGAUAUAUGCAGCAACCAAUGCCACAGAUGCCAGCCUGUUACUGUGCUCCAGGCCAGUAUCCACACUCCAGUCAACAGUAUCGGCCAGUUACUUCUGUUCAUUACAACACACAGCAAAACCAGCCACUGCCACAGCCUGCACAGCAGACAGGUUACCAAGUUAUGCCUAACCAGCAGCAAAACUACCAGGGUUUAGUUGGCGUCCAGCAAUCUCAAAACCAAAACCUAGUCGGGGGUCAACCCAAUAAUAUUGGAAACCAGAUCCAAGGUGUACUUGUCCCAUAUCCUCCUGUGCCAUCUUAUCAAGUUUCAAUGGCUCAAGGUUCCCAAGGAAUGUCCCAGCAGACAUAUCAGCAGCCAGUCGUUAUUCCCAGUCAGUCUAACCAAGGACUACCCACAUCAGGAAUGCCAGUUUACUACAGUGUCAUUCCAUCUGGACAGCAAAAUAAUUUAAGCUCUUCAGUAGCAUAUCUUCAGCCUCCAGGAUCAGAGCAGAUACAGUUUCCUAGAACAACAUCGCCCUGCAACUCACAGCAGCUCCAAGGACAACAGUGUGCAGCAGUAGCACCACCACCAGGUGGAGGAAUGGUAAUGAUGCAGCUCAAUAUACCCAACAAUCCUCAGCCUCGACCCCAUUCCCCUCCCCAAUGGAAACAAAAUAAAUACUAUUGUGACCAUCAGAGAGGACAGAAAUCAACAGAUUUUGGCACUUUGGACGGCUGUACGCAGUUGCAGCAUAGUCCACAAAUAGGUAGCCCUGUCACCUCACCAGCCCAGUCGCCAGCACCAACUCAGCUGUCAAACAUGAAGAACAUCCGUCCCACAUUAACAUCUCUUCCUCUUGUGCCCCCAUUCUCUAGACCUUUUGUCCCCGGACAAGGAGAUGCCAGAUAUCCCUUACUGGGACAGCCGUUGCAGUACAAUCCUCCAUCUCUGCUACAUGGCCACGUAGCAGGUCCACAGUGUCAGCCUGGAAGCAGACAUGGGAACAGAGGAAGAAAACCAGCCAAGAAGGCUGCUUCAACAGACCUUGGUGCAGGAGAACCAGUCGUAGGAAAAGUCUUAGAAAUUACUGAAUUGCCAGAAGGAAUAACUCGUGCAGAAGCUGAAAAGUUAUUUGUGGAACUUCUUAAAGUUGGUGCCAAGAUUCGGUGGCUACGGGAUCCCCAGUCUCUACAGGUGCAACAGCAACACCACCAUCACUACUGUGGUAGUGGAGAUAGUAAUGUGAACGCUGAAGCUUCCAAACUUAAUGACUUGGCAUCUACAUACACGGUUCUAGCGACAUUUCCAUCCAUGUCAGCAGCCCAAAAUGCAUUGAAGAAACAAAGUAACUCACUGAACAAGUUUAGGCUGAGAACAAGCAAGAAGCACUAUGACUUUCACAUUCUGGAAAGGGCUAGUUCUCAGUAACAGCUACGCCAUUGAACAUUCAGCCUUUAUUACUUCCAUGUCCUUAUCUCCUCUACUUGAUUGGCUUGAUGUUUAUGGGUUUUUUGUUGUCUUCAUAAAGACUCCUUGGAUGUCAUACAACAGUAAAGCCUUUGAAGAAUAAACCCAGUGAUCCUGGCAGAAGAUGCAGAAAAAAACAUGCAGUUAAAUAAUCAACUUAAAACAAAACAAAAUACUGCUGUGAUGUGAAACGGACAGGCUGCCUUCUCUGAAGAAUGCUGUUAAAAUGCCCCUUUUGUAGUAGUUUCGUUUUAUAUUUCUGAAUUCUUGUAUCAGAUCCAAAGCUCUGUUGUACAGCAAACUUUUGUUCAUAAGGAAUAUCCAUAUUCUUACCUGUAUUUUGUAAUCCCUUUGCACACAGCCAGCACACUUCUGUCAGUUUAAGGGCAGUUCUGGGGUUGGGAGGGAAAAAGAGAAGAGUACCUAAGGAAUUACACUGUGUUUCUAGCCCAAUAUGUAAAGGGCAAGGAAGGUAGCAUAUUUCUCUUCCCUUCUCUUCCUCUUCCAAGAUAACAGAGUCCAACAAUAACUACUGAAGACCUUCUCCAGUCCUUCCCUUUCUAGAUUUACUUAAGCGAACAGUAACUGCCAUUAAAUUAUAUUCUUCAGCAGCUUGUUUCUGUUCCAAUAGGAUAAAUAUUAAAAAGGAAGAAACGAACACUGCAGAUAAUUUUAACUGGAGCCCAUUGGUUUUCCAUAAACAGUGAGGAAAUUAAAUGUGACUCCCCAAAUGGCAAAAAGUUUGCACUUUAAUUGUGUUCCCAUCAAGAUGUUUUUUUUUCCUUUACUUUUUUUCUUUUCUUUUUUUACUGUAAGAGUAAUCGCAUUUGAUAAGUGCUGGAAACUUCUUAAGUGGUUUAAAUAUGUUUUUUCAUCAUUUGUAGAGGAUCACUGGACAUCAAAUGAUUCAUUGCACAUAUAAAGGAGACACCUUUUUCAAUUUCUGUAUAAUUUGCAAGGCUGUACAAUGUGUGCUGAUGCAAGCCUUUCUUCAGUUUGAAAAAAAAUAAAUGUUUACAAGUAUACA
This is a messenger RNA of Elgaria multicarinata webbii, 4960 nucleotides long. RefSeq names its product R3H domain containing 1 (gene R3HDM1). The coding region runs from base 499 to 3894 and encodes 1131 amino acids. Gene Ontology annotation, molecular function: nucleic acid binding. The record is from RefSeq and is a predicted model, not a curated record. The transcript is spliced from 27 exons. Lineage: Eukaryota; Metazoa; Chordata; Lepidosauria; Squamata; Anguidae.